AUGGUCCAUGGACCGCAAAAGACCGGUCCUAGGUGGUCCGGUUCGGUUCCCUCAAUAUCUGGGGCAAAAAACCGGACUGAACUGGACCUGCGAACACUACUCCCAACCACCUCCCUGCGAACACUACUCCCAACCACCUCUGCACACACUAAUGAUGACGAUGAUGUGGCCAUGGAUGAAACACUGACAACGCAAGUCGUUGUCACUGCACACUUCAAUCCAGUCAACGUCCAGGAGGGCAAUGUCGCCAUAGCCUAUGUUGACGAUGACCUGAACAUUGUUGUUUCAUGGCUGCCUGACCCCUACAAAGACCGGUCUAGACCAGUCGCAAACCGGUUAAGACCAGGACUGGUUAAAACCAGUCUUGUAACUGCAAAAGACCGCAAAAGACCGGUCUGUUGCAGUUCGGUCUGGUUUUUUGAACUUUCUCGAAUUGGGAGGACUGGUUACGGUUACGGUCUAAGGCACUGGGCACCAAAAGACCGGACUGGACCGGACUUUCAAACACUACCUCUGCCCUCCCAGACUAUUAUCAUGCCUAACAACCCCUCGAUCUUGUCUUAUCCUGACACCAUCUCUGCAGGGCAUUCAGUAGAUACACUAUGGAACCAUAACAAUAGAAAUUGA
Messenger RNA from Laccaria bicolor S238N-H82, 627 nucleotides. RefSeq lists its product as uncharacterized. Lineage: Eukaryota; Fungi; Basidiomycota; Agaricomycetes; Agaricales; Hydnangiaceae. The coding region runs from base 1 to 627 and encodes 208 amino acids. The record is from RefSeq and is a predicted model, not a curated record. The transcript has 6 exons.